This is a messenger RNA of Dermatophagoides farinae (American house dust mite), 3015 nucleotides long. RefSeq lists its product as uncharacterized. The record is from RefSeq and is a predicted model, not a curated record. Gene Ontology annotation, cellular component: membrane. NCBI's taxonomy places the organism in Eukaryota, Metazoa, Arthropoda, Arachnida, Sarcoptiformes, Pyroglyphidae.
AUCAUCAUCAUCAUCAUUCGUGUUAUUUUAACCAUUCGGGGGUUGAUUGUCGUAUGUUUGGCAUCAUUUCAGCCAACCGAGAAAAAAGAAAAAUCAAGUAAAUACAAUAUUGAGUUGUCUGUCAAAAAGUAGGCGAUGGCCAAAAUCAAAAUAUAAAGUGGCAUUAUUUUCGUUUCGAUUCAAUAUUCAUUGCCAUUCAUUGUUGGACAUAAUUUGUUUACACCCGAAUUAUAUGAUCGUACAUUGUUGUCUAUUAUACAACAAAAAAUCUCCUGAUAGGCCAGAUGGUGUUUAUGCAAUUUCACUUUGUUCGUGACCACCACCACCACCAUCAUCAUCAGUUUUCAACAUCCGCACCUGUUCUGAUGGCUAGUUUGAAGAGCUGACAACACCUGUGUGUGUUUGUGUCUUUGUGAAUGUUCGAAUAUACGAUACCAUAACAAAUAUGAAUGUCCAAACAUUUCAACAUUUUGAACAUUUGAAAUGAAAAAAAAUAGAUAGACGAUCAUUGUUGACACGUGUUGAAUUGGUUAUCGUUGUUCCAUAAUCAUCAACAUAUCAGUUAUUCCAAACAUUUUGUUCAUUCGACCCGAAAUCAAUCAAUCAAUACACAACAAUGCCAUACAUAAUGUCACAUUCAAAACACUAUUUUACAUCACAAAAUUUUAUCAACUGUGCAUUUUAUUCCGCACUCGCAUCUUUAUUGCCAUUUUUAAAUGUUCAUCUGAGUGAAUUAGGCCUAUCAUGGUCACAAUGUUCAUGGAUCAAUUGUAUGUCAGCAUUGUUAAGUAUGCUUGGUCCACUUUGUCUUGGUCCAUUAGCACAUAAAUUAUCCGGUUAUAAACAGACGCUAGUAUUGACCAUGAUACUUGCAUUCCUAUCUGUAACGGCAUUACUUUUCAUACCAAAAGUGGUAUCGAAUGAACAUAGACCAAAAAUGUAUUACGAUUGUAAUGAAGGUGUAUUGCGUAUUGAACAAUGUCCAAAUUGGAAUGGCCAAUGUCAUACAUAUCCACAACGUCCAGCAACAAAUUUUUCUAGCUUCGAAAUCGUCACCUGUUCAUACAUCUGUAAUAAUGAUAAGAUUACAAUCAACUCGUCUUGGUAUCCGGUGAACGUAUGUUUUCAUGAUAGCAAUGAUCCAGUAAGCCUAUGCUUAGAUGUUCAAAAAGAGAAAAUAAUCCGCACCGAUUUAUCAUUAAGUCAAGAAGCCAGUAUACAAUUUGAUUCGCGGUUUGAUCGAUGGCCAGUGAUUGAAGGCCAUCAAGAUGAUGAAACCGUUGACCGUAUGUUUGAUGGACUUCGAACAUGUACAUUCAAACCAUCGCCACCUUUAUUAAUGUUGCAAAAAGUAUACAGCAGUAUUCAAUGUCGUCCAUAUGUUGCAAGCUGUAAUAUUUAUUGUUCAAUAAAUUUACGUCAUCGUACAAUGGGUGUAUCCGGAUCAGGUACGACACGUAUACGACCACCAACACCAUGUCAAAUGAUCAAAGGCAAUCCACAACAAACAUUCUAUCUAUAUCUAUUGUUUCGAUGUUUAGUCGAUCUAACCCUGUUGACAUCCAAUUCAUUGAUCGAAGCAAUACGUGUAGCUAAUACUAAUAAUUAUGAUUCCAUUUAUGCCGGAUUUGAAUGUUUCUGGACAAUCAUUCUGCCGUUCAUUGUAUGGCCACCGAUUUGUGGCUUGUUAUCAGAUUAUUUCAUUCAAAAAGAUGCACACAAUUAUGCACCACCAGUCAUCAUAUUCGAUGGUUUCAUUGCAAUCACGAUGUUUUUAAUCAUCAUGUUACCAUUGAAUUCUACUCAAACGAAAGAAUCAUCUAAAAUAAAUCCGAAAAAGAUUGUAUUACAACCGACAAAAUUUCGUUAUCCACGUCGCCAUAGCAAUCAAUAUUUAUUGUAUCGAUUAGCAAUACUCAUGCCGAUGGUACUAAUUCUCGGAUGUUUCUGGGGCUUAUCGAAUGCAAUGACUGGACCAUUUUAUCGUCAUUCAUUACAUUCAUCAAAUUUUCUCAUUGGCUUUGCCACAAGCGGUGCAUUCAUAGUGACAGCUUUGUUUGCCUAUAUGGCCAAAUCAGUGAUUUCAGGCGUUGGCCGUAUGAAUCUUAUUCUAUUGGCGUUCAUAUUUUAUUCAUUAAGAUUUGCUGGUAUCUCAUUUUUAGUGGAUAAAUAUCCGCAUAAAAAUUGGUUAAUAUUUCCUUUCGAAAUGAUGUCAUCAUUUUGCUUGCCAUUAGCAUGGAUCGGUGUCACUGCAUAUGGUCAACAUCUGAUUAAACGCAGUCCAAACGGAUUAAGUUAUGCAACCGGAACAACCAUAUUCCAGACAUAUUCACCACAAGUAAUCAUGCAAUAUACACUUGGUUUAAUCCAUUUUGGUGGUGGCCGUGCACUCGGAGCUGCAAUGGCCAAUAUAUGGUUGAAUUUAUGGCCCGAUGUUUAUAAUCAUUGGCUAUGGCUUACCGAUUUAGAAAUGAAAACAAUCAUUAGCUAUACACCGGAAUCGAUCGCCAAUGAUGAUAAUGCAGCAAGGGUUUUAUUUCGUUUUGCAUCCAUAUUAUCAUUAAUAUUUGGUUUAAUGUUUACUCUUCUGUAUCAUUCAUGUUGUUUAAAUUUUCUAAUUACCAGAAAUGAUCAUUCAUCAUCCACAUCUAUAUUCGGUGAUUCAUAUCGAGAUGAAAAUCUUCAUUAUCUUAAAUUAAAAUGUAAAUCCGAGAAUGAAGUUUAUCCACUACGUAAUCAACGAAAUCGAAGUAAUUCUAAAACAAGUGAACCGAUCACACGAUCAAUGGUGACACUACGAGAAAAUCUGGAAAGUUCAGUCGAUGAUGAUGAUGAUGAUCUGAAUCCGGAUUCCAUUUAAAAUUAUUAUUUUUUUUUUUUUGCCUCCGUCUGAUUUACUGUUAUAUUUAUUUAUAACAUAAGCAGUAUUUUUCAUUCAAUGAAUCAUUUGUGUUCAUGUCACAUAAAACACUUUUCAUCAAAUUCGAACAACGACUAUCAGAAAGUUUUUUUUUA